This is a messenger RNA of Dryobates pubescens (Downy woodpecker), 1075 nucleotides long. It is a transcript of the gene CCNG1, whose product is annotated as cyclin G1. Gene Ontology annotation, molecular function: cyclin-dependent protein serine/threonine kinase regulator activity. Gene Ontology annotation, cellular component: nucleus; cytoplasm; cyclin-dependent protein kinase holoenzyme complex. The coding region runs from base 128 to 1015 and encodes 295 amino acids. The record is from RefSeq and is a predicted model, not a curated record. Lineage: Eukaryota; Metazoa; Chordata; Aves; Piciformes; Picidae. Gene Ontology annotation, biological process: mitotic cell cycle phase transition; regulation of cyclin-dependent protein serine/threonine kinase activity. The transcript has 7 exons.
UCCGGGCAGUCGCUGAUGCCCAAAGAACCGGACAGGGGUUUAGAGUGACCCCUGGGUACUGCUGCGCCUGUCGUUGCGGGUCACGGUAGCUCGGGGACCUCCCCACGAGAGAAGCGACCGGAACAAGAUGAUUGAAACAUUGGUAACGACUGAAGCUCAGGAACUGCUGUACCAGCUGACAGCCUUGUUGGAACAAGAGUUAAGAUGUCAGCCAAAAGCUGCUGGCCUGAGACUAAUUGAAUCUGCUCAUGAUAAUGGUCUCCGAAUGACUGCAAGGCUGCGAGACUUUGAAGUGAAAGAUCUCCUCAGCCUAACUCAGUUCUUUGGUUUCCACACAGAGACAUUUUCACUAGCUGUGAACUUCUUAGAUAGAUUCUUGUCAAAAAUGAAGGUACAGCCUAAACACUUGGGCUGUGUUGGACUCAGCUGCUUCUACCUGGCUGUGAAGGCAUCAGAAGAAGAGAGAAAUGUUCCCCUAGCCACUGACUUAAUUCGGAUAAGCCAGUAUAGGUUCACUGUUUCUGAUAUGAUGAGAAUGGAGAAAAUAGUAUUGGAGAAGCUGUGCUGGAAAGUUAAAGCCACAACAGCCUUCCAAUUUCUACAGCUAUACCAUUCACUUAUUCAUGAGAAUUUAAGCUGUGAAAGGAGAAAGUACCUUAAUUUUGAGAGACUUGAGACCCAGCUUAAGGCAUGUCACUGCAGACUCAUGUUUUCUAAAGCCAAGCCUUCUGUCUUGGCACUGUCUAUUCUGGCACUAGAAAUAGAAGAACAAAAGCUGCUGGAAUUGACAGAGGCAUUGGAAUUUCUGCAGUUGCAUUCCAAGAUAAACAGCAGAGAUCUGACCCUCUGGAAGGAACUGGUGUUGAAGUGCCUUACAGAAUAUUCCUCAAGCAAGUGUUCCAAACCAAAUGUCCAGAAACUGAAAUGGAUUGUGUCUGGACGUACAGCACGGCAGCUUAAACAUAGCUACUACAGGAUAACACACCUUCCUACAAUUCCAGAGACCAGCUCAUAAUAGGAGUACAACAAAAUGAGGAGAGAACCAGCCCGAGACCAUGCCAACAGACGUAAUAAU